CAGUAAUUCAAGAGGUAGGAGAACAACAAUGAACGCAGCACCUCAGCACUUGAAAGUGCUGCUUACUGGCGGCGCUCGAGGCAUUGGGCGUGGUCUCUUCCGCCAUCUCCUGACCGCCGGCCACGAAGUCAUCAUUAUCGAUUCCAAUAAAGAAGAGCUAGAACACGUGAAAACGCGAGCGCAAGAAUGGUCCAACGGGCGAAAAGAAGCCUGGCACGCCCUUCAUUGCGAUCUCAGCUCGCGCGCUCAGCUUAAAGCAGCUGUAAACGAAGUGGCUCAAAAAUUCAACGGCACGCUCGACGUCCUCAUCAACAACGCAUUCCCCACAGACCUCAGUAUCUCAGAAGACCGCACCAUGGAAGCCCAAGGAGAAGACAUAGAAAAAGAAUGGGACCUGAAACUUGCAAUCGGACUUACAGCACCAUUCCUACUCAGCCGCUUAUGCGUCCCUCUCCUAGCAAAAGGAAACUCAACGCCCAACUCCCCCGGCACAAUCAUCAACGUAUCCUCAACCCGCGCCUACCAAGCCGAGCCCGAUCACGAGGCAUACUCCGCAGUCAAAGCAGGGCUGCUCGGCCUAACACAGGCAAUGUGCAUAUCGCUGGGUCACCGACAUAAGAUCAGGGUUAACGCAAUCAUCCCCGGGUGGAUCCAUGUCGUCAAUGAGAGUAAAGCUGCUGACGAGAAACGUGAACAGUGGGAAGAGGGAUUGACUGAGGAAGAUACUGCGUGGCAUCCUGCAGGUAGAGUAGGUAAGGUGGAGGAUGUUGCUAAAGCGGUUGAGUAUGCUGUUGGAAAUGAGUUUGUGACGGGGCAGGAGAUUGUGGUGGAUGGGGGUGUGGGUAGGAAGAUGGUGUACCCUGAGCAAGAAACCUAAGCUCAACGGUUGCAUAAAACCGAGCAACGUUGUAUAGAACAGAUAAUGAGAUCAAAACAAAGUACUUGGGAGAAAAACACAUGUCUGUGCGGAUGCGCACAUGCGGCAGAGGCCCGAGACGCGUUGAUGGACACCUGCAGGACGUUGGGCGACUUGCUUUUGUUUGUUGUUCACCCUGUGCAGCGUA
Molecule: messenger RNA, 1064 nt
Organism: Bipolaris sorokiniana ND90Pr
Lineage: Eukaryota; Fungi; Ascomycota; Dothideomycetes; Pleosporales; Pleosporaceae
Exons: 1
Coding region: 29-877 (282 amino acids)
Source: RefSeq, a predicted model, not a curated record